Molecule: messenger RNA, 429 nt
Organism: Peromyscus eremicus (cactus mouse)
Lineage: Eukaryota; Metazoa; Chordata; Mammalia; Rodentia; Cricetidae
Gene: Ndufa1
Product: NADH:ubiquinone oxidoreductase subunit A1
Exons: 3
Coding region: 104-316 (70 amino acids)
Source: RefSeq, a predicted model, not a curated record
UCAUCCAGGGCACCGCCCCUCCUGCCUGCUGCCGGAAGGGAGGUGAAACCCGGUCACCUCUGAGGAGUCGGUUGCGGUGUGGAGCGUGAGUAGCGGUGAGGAGAUGUGGUUCGAGAUUCUCCCUGGCCUCGCCAUCAUGGGCGUGUGCUUGGCCAUUCCUGGGGUGUCCACUGCGUACAUCCACAAGUUCACCAACGGGGGCAAGGAAAAAAGAGUCGUUCGAUUUCGUUACCAGUGGUACUUGUUAGAAAGAGAUAGACGCGUCUCUGGAGUCAAUCGCUACUAUGAGUCCAGGGGCUUGGAGAAUAUUGACUAAGGAAGCAUUUUCCUGGCUGAUGAAAAAAAAUUACUCAGCUAUGGUCACCUAUUCCUGCUAGAAGGCAAAUGCAGCAUAUUAUAUACUAUGCGCAUGAUAUGUAAUGCCUAAUA